This is a messenger RNA of Erigeron canadensis, 856 nucleotides long. Its product is annotated as HVA22-like protein a. The record is from RefSeq and is a predicted model, not a curated record. The transcript has 5 exons. Bases 155 to 673 code for a protein of 172 amino acids. NCBI's taxonomy places the organism in Eukaryota, Viridiplantae, Streptophyta, Magnoliopsida, Asterales, Asteraceae.
UUGCGGCUUCUAAAACAAACCAAACCCGGCCUCUCUUCUUUGUCUGUCCGAGAAUCUAAACUCCACAAACAAAACCCAGUUUCAUAAUAUAAUCUCUAUAUAUCUGUAUCUAUAUCUAUAUAUUCAAGAUUUUGGUUUUUGGGUUAAUUGUAAGAUGGGAUCUGGAGCUGGAAAUUUGCUUAAACUUAUUGCUCAAAACUUUGACAUUCUUGCUGGACCUGUUGUAAGUUUGGCUUAUCCACUAUAUGCAUCGGUGAGGGCGAUAGAGACUAAAUCUCAGUUGGAUGAUCAACAAUGGCUGACAUAUUGGGUUUUGUAUUCAAUGAUUACUCUCUUUGAGCUUACCUUUGCAAAGUUGAUCGAAUGGAUCCCAUUUUGGUCGUAUGCAAAGCUGAUUGUUACCUGCUGGUUGGUGAUACCAUACUUCAGUGGUGCUGCAUAUGUUUAUGAGCAUUAUGUUAGACCUUUUUACACGGGAAAGCAGACUAUUAACAUCUGGUAUGUCCCUAGAAAGAAAGACGUGUUCAGUAAACCAGAUGACAUCCUAACUGCUGCGGAGAAAUACAUUCAGGAACACGGCCCAGAUGCAUUUCAAGAAAUCAUUCAUCGAUCUGAUAGGGAAGUGAGGCACAGAGGUAACAACAUUUUCUCUGGAGAUUACCACAAUUACUGAGGUCUGAGCAACACGGGGGCUUCAGGUUCUUCUUUUUGUGUUUGGUGUGGUUAAACUCUGUUGCUAACCUGUUGUACGUAUCUCCUCGAAGUUAAUGUGUGCUCGAAGUAUUUUCUACUUCCUAUAUGUCAGGUUGUUUUCUAAGUACAUAUCUUUCAAUAACAUGUUAUGGUUAGUUGGUUA